This is a messenger RNA of Scylla paramamosain (green mud crab), 1298 nucleotides long. RefSeq names its product receptor-type tyrosine-protein phosphatase F-like. Lineage: Eukaryota; Metazoa; Arthropoda; Malacostraca; Decapoda; Portunidae. The transcript is spliced from 9 exons. The record is from RefSeq and is a predicted model, not a curated record. Gene Ontology annotation, molecular function: protein binding. The coding region runs from base 212 to 1297 and encodes 361 amino acids.
AUCCUCCAUUCAAAACUCGCGCCCUCUAGAUCAUCAAGCAAGAAGCAACAGUGUUCAAUGUGAUAGUGGUGAGCGGUGUAGCGUGGAUGUGUGCGUCCAUCAAUCUUUCGCAGCUACGCCUUUCCGUGAGGCGGCUGGAGCAGGAAAUCGCCGAGCCGUGCUGCAGAGAGGAAAGGAUGGCAGGUGGUGCCGCGGUGAACACUCCCAACACAUGCAGGAGGAAAGAAAGGAUGGCAGGUGGUGCCGCGGUGAACACUCCCAACAUAUGCAGGAGGAAAAUCUGCAGCCAAACAAAUCUUACAAAGUGAGAGUCCUGUUGGCUACCAGUGCUGGCUACCCAGAACACAUGAUUCGGCUGCCCUGGUACACCGUCAGGAUGCCACGCAGCAGCUCUGACUUGCCACGGGAUAAUGUCUUCCUCAUCGUUCAUCUCUCCACUUGCAGCCAGAGGCCCACCGAGGUCUUGGUAAAUUGGACGCUGGACGCCUCACUGCAGAAGGAUCUUGCCAAUUAUCAUGUGUUGUAUAACACCUCCACCUCUGUCUGGCAAAAAGAACUCCCAACGACCGAAACUUCCCUAACACUCACAGAUCUAGUUCCGAGAACGUGUUACGGCGUGAAGGUCCGAGCCACCUACAGCACCGGGCGAAACAGCACCGAGUCUUACCUGAAGACCAUCUGCACACUGCCACAGCCUCCCCACAUCCUCUCCCAACACUCCAACACCAACAGGAUCAAAGUGAACAAGCUCAGGACCAAGGUGCUGAACACUACCAGCAUGCGCAUCACCUGGAAACACACGCCGCGGAAGAUCCAGGUCGACUUCUACACCAUUAGGGUCGAGAACGUUGAAUCAGACCCGAACAGCCAAACGGAAACACCCGAAGACAAGCGGAGUGAGGUGAAGGGGACGCAUUUGGAGGCCGCGGGAAGAGGUCCUCGCAGCCCACAGCCGACGAAAUACGAAGAUUCCCGAGACACGGCUAAUAUAAAAGACCAUGAGGUCAAGCUGUACCGAGUCACCAACCGGAAGCUGACGGUGACGAGCCUGAAGCAGGACCACAACUACAAGGUCACCGUCACGGCCUCCACCACCACCCUCACAGGUCACUCCGCCACCACCUACGUCACUCCAGAUGAAGGAGUUCCCACGGCGCCGCUGAACGUGACGUGGGUUCCUGCAAGCCCGAAAGAUGCCGUUCUCACCUGGAGCCCUCCACGCCUCAUCAACGGCCGUUUAGUGCACUACCUGGUGAAAUUUUCUCACGAUCAGUGUAUCAUUAAAAUGAUAUGUUAAC